AUGAGCGACCUGGACAAAGCCAUCGCACAACUCCGCGCAUGUCGACCGAUACCAGAAGCACAGGUGCGGGAGCUAUGCUACAAGGCGCGAGAGCUGCUGAUAGAGGAGGGAAACGUGGUGGGCGUUGAUGCGCCGGUAACAAUAUGUGGCGACAUACACGGCCAGUUCCAUGAUCUGAUGGAGCUCUUCCGCGUCGGCGGCGACGUACCGGACACCAACUACCUUUUCAUGGGCGACUUUGUCGACCGCGGCUUCUACUCGCUUGAGUCUUUCCUUUUGCUUCUUUGCUUGAAAGUACGAUACCCGGACCGAAUAACCCUUAUACGGGGGAAUCACGAGUCCAGACAGAUCACGACCGUUUAUGGAUUUUACGACGAAUGUCUGCGGAAAUACGGCAGCGCGAAUGUAUGGAGAUACUGCUGCGACGUCUUCGACUACCUAGCACUUGGCGCACUGGUCACAGGCGCAUCUACCAAGCUCGAAGCAACCGGCGCUGGAUUCGCCGAGUCAUAUCCGCAGAACAGCAUGCCAGCAGACGAUCUAGACAUUGAGAUCGAGAUCCUCAACUCCAACGGCGACAUCAUGAACCGCUUCCCUCGAAGCCAACCGCAAGCACCUUCCACACCCAAGCCUGAGCCGUCAAGCUCGCCCAUCCUGGGCACACCGGCGCGAACAGGCCCUGCAGGCACAGGCGCGUCCGGCUCGAGCUCCGGCUCGUUGUCUAACGACGGCGGCGCUGUCCUGUGCGUACAUGGAGGGUUGAGUCCGCUAAUAGACACAGUUGACAAGAUACGGUUGCUUGACCGCAAGCAGGAGGUGCCGCACGAAGGGGCGAUGUGCGAUCUGUUAUGGUCAGACCCGGAUGAGAUUGACGGCUGGGGCCUAUCACCGCGCGGAGCUGGUUUCCUCUUCGGCGCAGACAUCGUCAAGCAUUUCAACCACAAGAACGACAUCUCGCUGAUCGCGCGAGCUCACCAGCUUGUCAUGGAGGGCUUCAAGGAGAUGUUCGACAGCACGAUCGUCACAGUGUGGUCGGCGCCGAACUACUGCUAUCGGUGCGGCAACGUUGCCGCCAUCUUGGAGCUGGGUGAGGAUGGCAGUAAUGGCGGCUAUGUCGCGAGAAGCAACGGUGAUGCUGGGCGGAAAGCGGAGAGGGAGCCCAGGGGCGCUCCUGGAAGGAGGUAUCGGGUUUUCGAGGCUGCACCGCAGGAUUCAAGAGGUAUGCCGGCGAAGAAGCCGGUGGCGGACUACUUCUUGUAA
Molecule: messenger RNA, 1260 nt
Organism: Coniosporium apollinis CBS 100218
Lineage: Eukaryota; Fungi; Ascomycota; Dothideomycetes
Product: protein phosphatase
Exons: 2
Coding region: 1-1260 (419 amino acids)
Biological process (GO): double-strand break repair via homologous recombination; peptidyl-serine dephosphorylation
Cellular component (GO): cytoplasm; nucleus
Molecular function (GO): protein serine/threonine phosphatase activity
Source: RefSeq, a predicted model, not a curated record